AUGUCGCGAAGGCCUUCCGUCGAGACGGGCGUGAGGAGCAACGGCAGCGGCAGCGGCAGCGGCGGGGGAAGAGCAGCAGAAAACGGCGAGCGCACGCCGCUGCUCUUCGACGACGAGGCCGCCGACCAUGACCUCGACCAAGACGACCGAGCCUCGCUCCUGUCGUCCGGAGGACGAGACCCGCAGAAGCGACGCCCCUCCCUCCCCGCCCUCAAGAAGCUCGACCCCUACCCGGGGGACGGGCUCGGGGCGAGGACGGCGAACGCGAUGGUGAGAGCAAGGGAUCAGCUCGUGGAGACGCUCUGCUGCUCCCCGGUGCAGAGAUGGAUUGACCGCCACAGGAACAGAGAUGAGGAGCUGAACAUCUACAGCCUGGCGUCGCUGGCAAUCGUCAUGUCGUACUUCUCUAUCGGGGUGGCUCUGGAGCUGCUGUACACGCCCAUCGCCUACUACCUCAUCGACGACUUGGGGGCGGAGAGCGGGGUGUAUACCGUGUGGGUUAUCCUGGUGACCCUGCCCUGGAGUUUCAAGGCGGCCUACGGGUUCCUCUCGGACUGCGUGCCCAUCCGCGGCCUGAAGCGCAAGCCGUACAUGCUCAUCGGGUGGGGUGUCCACAUCUUGAGCAACUCCGCCCUGGCCAUCAUGGGCACCCCAGGGGAAGACGCGGUCGUGAUCCUCUCCUUCCUGUCGGCGUGUGGCUACCUCCUGAGCGACGUCAUGACGGACGCGAUCGUCGUGGAAAAAACCCAGCGAGAGUCCAUGUCUAACAUGGGAAACAUCCAAGCGAGCGGUUACAUAGCUCGGUAUUUCGGAUCGGCCAUCGGGGCGGUGGGAGGCGCGGUCCUCUACAACAAGGACACGUGGGGAUGGGGGCUGACCAUCUCCGAGCUCUUCUGGAUCAACGCUUUGGUGCCUCUGGUUCUGGUCAUGCCGCUGAUGCCCUUCCUUCUCGAGGACAAGAAGCCUAGGGAGAAGGGCGUCUUGAAGCGACACAGCGACGAGCUGUGGACCCUGGUUCAGAAGACCGCGGUGUGGAGACCGAUGAUCUUCGUUUACCUCUACAACGCCCUCAUGCUUCCGAACGGUGCUUGGACCAACUACCUCGUUGAGACGUUGGACUUUUCGGACUGGGACAUCGGCGUGGUUAACAUCUGUUCCCAGAUCUGUGCGUGGCUGGGACUUGUAAUUUACAAGAAGUGGAUGGGCGAUGUCAGCUGGCCAAGUCUCUACUGGUACACUACCUUCCUGACCUUCGUUGUCACUAUCGCGCAGCUGCUGUUAAUCCUAGGUAUUAGUGCUUCUUGGGGCAUCCCGGACCUCCUCUUCGCGAGCGGGGACGAGGCGCUUAGCGAGGUCAUCCUUGCCCUUCAGUUCCUGCCGCUGACAAGAAUGUACGCCGUGAUGUGCCCUACGGGUAGCGAGGGCACGAGCUACGCGCUGCUGACCACCGUGUCCAACGUGGCUUACGCCGUUGCCUACGCCAUCGGCGACCUUCUCACCGACCUGGGGGGCUCGUGGAGCACGAGCAACGCGACUUUGUUAGCCGGUGAUAUGUCGGGGAUGUGGAGAUUAACCCUGCUCACGAGCUGUGUUGCGGUGACGCCCAUGUUCUUGGUGUGGCUAUUGCCGCGCAACAAGAAGGAGCAGCAGGAGCUGCAGAAGUCGUCCGCGAACAACCGGCUAGGGGGACAGAUCUUCCUGGUGGUGGUGGGGCUGUCCAUCCUUUUCACCAUCAUUGAGGCUAUCGUGGAGUUGAUAGAAGCCUGAUGAUGAUGAUGAUGAUGAUGAUGAUGAUUCUAUGGUUUUCACGAUUUUGAACCGAUCUUUUCUUCUUGCGUGCUGCUCUAGAGCAGCAGAAUUCAUGUUGCGCUUGGAUGUGAAUGGAUAUCAAUCACCCGAGAAACGGCUGGUGCCAGCCGUGAUGAUGGUGGGGGAUUGUUUUUUGUAAUAGUUGGGAGCGCCGUUUGGGGGGGGGGGGGGGUAAGACCCGUGUGCAUGUGUGUGAUGUCAUCUGGUCGUGUGUAGGGCGAGUGUCCUUGAGAGCGUUGGCACCGGUGUGCCGUGAGUCGCUCGUCGGGAUAACCGGUGUCGGUUCAGAUUGUGUUGCACCAAUGAAGCACCUCAAACCGCCCCUUGUUUCGACGAAUAAUUUAAUGUAAAUCUUGGCGCUGAAGUGUGUGGUUCGUCGGGAGAACCGGUGUCGGUUCAGAUUGUGUUUGCGGACCAAUGAAGCAUCUGAAACCGCCCCGUGUUUCGACGAACAAUUAAAUGUAAUCUUGGCGCUGAAGUGCGUGGUUCGUUCGCUAACCUUACCCUUGUUUCCGCUCGCCCGGUAGUGUUGGUUGGUGGUUGUCCGUGCCUGAUUUUGCUGUUUUGAUGGGUUAUUUCUUGCGUGUUGUUUUGUGGUUGCUUUGAUUUUUUUCUUGCUCAGGACCGCUCGGAAAGUUCAGCCCGGCAACAUUCCAUAUGCAUUCCACACCACUCUCAUUUUAGGUACUUUGUGAGAGUGUGUGCCACGCAGAGAGUACGUUUCUCUCUCUCUUAAGUGUAGUUCGAGAUUUCAUCACCAAAGAGCCAAACGAGGGGGUAGCAUUCUGAUUAGUUAGCUGGCUGGCUGGCUUUGGGGCCAUCCUGGGGUGACUGCAGACUGCUGUAUAUCUAUCAGAGAGCAUGGGGAGGAGGGGGGGGGGGCAGUGGAGUCGGUUUGCGGAGCCCCCGCUUACAGUAACUUCUGGUGGUGAGAUCGCGUGACAGAUCAGAUGGAAUUGUCGGGUUGAUUCCUUUCCUGGAUAGUGCUCUUGUACCCGAUUGUGUUCCGGCCUCUCGUGCCCCCCAAGGAAAACAAUGGGGGACGAGAGUUAGUUAGCUUCGCAGCGACCGUCCACGUGGGGACGGCGGUGGUGUGGAAAAUGACCACAAUGUCUUGGUCGUCGUCAAGGCCGGCCUCCCCGGCGUGAUAACAGUUAGUUGUGACCUCGCAAACCUACCAAGUAGUAGGGGUUGGAGAUUCGAUCAUUACUGUCUGAAUUGAAGGCGAAGUUUCUGUUCAGUUUGCGAGGGAAACGAAUAAUUCACGAGGUGUGCACUGG
Messenger RNA from Ectocarpus siliculosus, 3089 nucleotides. NCBI's taxonomy places the organism in Eukaryota, Phaeophyceae, Ectocarpales, Ectocarpaceae. The record is from the annotation of a GenBank genome assembly.